ACUGCUAUUACUGCUGCUGCUGCUGCUGUUUACACCGCAGCAUCAUGGGAGCUGUAGUUUCCUCGGCAGUGCAGGAGGACAGCUGAUUAGCCGGGGAUUGUGGGUGAUCAGAGUUUGGAGAUGUGAGCUGGUGGACAAACGAGGCUCAUCACACUGUCUUUCUAUUCUCUCGCUCUCUUUUUGACCCUCGCUCUCCCUUUUUCCCUUCCUCUCCUCUGCAGCUUCUUUCAUCAGCAUCUUUAUUUUCUUUUUCUCAAUCUCCAUCUUCAUCCUCUCCUCCUGACUCGUACCUGUCGGAGGAAAAGUCAGAAUGGGUUGUCGUCUCACUCGGACCAAGGCCAAGACUCACGAACCUUCUCAUCACCGACACCGGGAGGAGCUGCACUUUGUGGAUGAGUAUGGCCAGCCAAUCACUAUGCAGGUGGAGGCAAGGAGGGGGCGUGGUCACAGGAGGCGGCGGUCUCAUUGCGCGGUUGAGUGCAACAUCCCGCCAGAAAGACACUGGGAGGCCCUGAGAGCCAUGGGACUGAUGGAGGGAGAUGGAGGCCAGGGAGACGGCUACAGUGCAGGGCCUUACUAUAGUCACAUGACCGUGUCACCUGACCUGUACUCCGUCAGUAGUCGCAUGAUGUUGUCGCCUGAUGUCUAUCCACCCAAUGGCUACCUAACCAGAUCAUCCAAUGACCAGCACCCGGGUAACAACUACCUGCCCAGCGUCUCCUACAGCUUAGAUCACCUGGACAGACUGGACUACCAGGGUCCAGAAAUGUUGCCCUACCAGCCGAACUCAGAGAGCUGUCUGAUUGGCUGCUACAACACAGAGGAGAUGGAGCCAAAGAAUUUCCCCAGACAGUCCGACUAUCAGCCUCCUUGGCGGUCUGAUCGUCUUCUUGGAUACCUUCCCCUCAGUGAGCUCGACAGCGGGCUGGGUUGCGGCCCCGACAGCCCAAAUCACCAGAUGGCGCUCUCCGAGGCCGAGACGGACGCCAUGUCAUCGCUGCCAGGUCACACCCCUUCCUCCCAAGGCUCCUCCUCUUCCUCCGAAUCCCUGAUCUCCUCUGAACCCAGCGACUCCGGCUUCCACAGCGUCAGUACCGGGGAGCACAGACGACUGCAUAAGAUUCACGGAAGCCACGCCCACCGACAAACGCACCAUCUUCGCUCAGGCCACUCCCCUCGAGAGCAGAGAGGACGCUGGGACUUGGAGUCCAUCCCCGAAACGACUCCGAUGACUCACUCUGGAGCACCACAGGCGUCCCGCUGCACUGUGGGUAACAGCACGACGACGACAGUUCAUUUCCACAGAGCGGAGAGGAGCCCCACCUUACCUCGCCACCGCUCGCCGCCUUCCCCUUCCAUGGGUUGUCGUACUGAGCCCUGCCAGCGGAGGGCGCUGUGGUUGGAGCAGCAGCAGCAGGGAGGAGGCGGGAUGAUGGAGCCUCCAGGGCGGAGUCGAACAAUAACAGAUUUGAGUGAAGGACAGCGCCAACGCAGGGCCAGUCACCCCAACAUGUUAGAGGCAAACUCUCCCAGCCCGCCGGGACCAGCUAGCAGCACGCUGGGGCCGAGGAGCAGGGCCAGUUAUCCCAGUAACUGUCACCCCACCAGUCACCUCAGCAUAGACAGAAACAGUCUGACCAAUCACCAGCACGCACUGAGAAACAGCCAGGGCAUGAGCCGGAGCAGAGAGGAGGACUCCCCCCUCUCUAAGAGUCCUGGAUCUGGCUCCAGCGGAGCGUCAGACUGGCGUGGCUUUCAGACUCUCGGGAAUCGCCCCGGCAUGACUAAAGGUUCCUCGGGUCCUUUCUACAGCACACUUGGAGCCCCACAACAUAACCCUCACUCUCCACCCUCUCCCCGCUCCAGACUGUCCAAUCAGAAGUCCGUCAGGAACCAGCUGCUCAGAGCCCGAGCUUACCGAUUGGCCAGGGAACGCAGUGAGGUCACAACAGACGAGGAGGUGCGAGGAGAGGGGGAGAGAGACGGCGGGGACGACGGGGAGGACGGUCGGUGGGCGGGGCGAUACUGGAACCGGACCGAAAGGAGACGCCACCUGGCGUUGUCGCGGCAACACAGAGAGAGGAGAGCGGGAGGGGAGGAGCAGGCCGGGGGACUUCAGGGGUCGAUGUCGUCUCAGACGGUGCUGGAGCUGAGCCACAUGAAGCAGAACCGGCUGAGGAACAGCAAGCUGCUUGAUGAUUGGACAACUGUGGAGGAACUGCUGACUCACGGGACACGGGUGGAGAGCGACAGUCAGCUAUGUCCCAGCCCUCUGUUAUCGGUUACUACUGUCUGAUUGUCUAACACCACUGUUGGUUACUGCUGAUCGAUCCAACACUCAGGCCCAGAUUCAUUAAAAGGUUUGCGUUGCGACAAGUGUAAACAUCUGCACUAAAAUGACCAAAUCAGAAAGUUGUUUAACCUGAAGUUGUGCUUGACAGAGGUCAUGGUCAUGCGUCUACAUUGUCAACUGCAUAUAAAUCACAUUAUUUUGAGCCUUGUAUGUCAAGAACACACGCAAUCCACAAGCUCACUUAACAACACAACCCAGUAACUGUUGUAGUGAAUCUAAGAAGUUUUCAAAGGAAUCACAUAGAGAUGGUUGAAGCCAAUCACAGUCUUGGCGUCGACAACUCUUGUUACUGUUUUAUUACAACAGCAGUUAAAGCUUCAGUAAGCAGAAUGUUUUUGGCAUCAUUGGGCAAAAAUUUCAUAAUAACCUUUCAGCAUAUUG
Messenger RNA from Sebastes umbrosus (honeycomb rockfish), 2734 nucleotides. RefSeq lists its product as uncharacterized. The transcript is spliced from 6 exons. NCBI's taxonomy places the organism in Eukaryota, Metazoa, Chordata, Actinopteri, Perciformes, Sebastidae. The record is from RefSeq and is a predicted model, not a curated record. The coding region runs from base 311 to 2296 and encodes 661 amino acids.